Molecule: messenger RNA, 1608 nt
Organism: Periophthalmus magnuspinnatus
Lineage: Eukaryota; Metazoa; Chordata; Actinopteri; Gobiiformes; Gobiidae
Product: 5-hydroxytryptamine receptor 1D
Exons: 3
Coding region: 1-1608 (535 amino acids)
Biological process (GO): G protein-coupled receptor signaling pathway
Cellular component (GO): membrane
Molecular function (GO): G protein-coupled receptor activity
Source: RefSeq, a predicted model, not a curated record
AUGAGUAACUCGGGCUCUGGCUCCUGGACCUCUCUGCGUUUGGCUGUGAGCACAAACUGGACCCAGGACGCAGAUGGGACACUAUCACCGCGGACUCAGCUUUUUCUGGAGAUCCUUAUGGUGCUGAUGUGUGUUGGAGCUGUCACAGGUAAUAUUCUGGUCCUCGUUAUUGUGGCUGCAACUAAAACUUUCCACUCGGUGACAUCAGUGCUGAUCAUGAACCUGGCCGUCAGUGACCUGCUUGUGGGGGCUGGAGUCAUGCCUUUUAUCGCCCUGUCCCUCAUGAACAGCGGAUGGGAGCAGUGUACUGACCUAUGCUUAUAUGUGGGCUACACCUCCUCUGUUUACUGCACAGCUUCUGUCCUGACACUGGCUGCCAUAGCUCUGGACCGUUACUACUCCAUUGUGGACUGUUUACACUACACCUCCCGCUGCACUCUGUGGAGGACCUGUGUGGUGGUCCUGUGGAUUUGGUUGCAGGCCCUAACCACCAACUGUCCUCCUCUCCUAGGCUGGGGCUCAGUGAAAUAUGUGCCUUCAAUGUUUAACUGUGCUGUCAACUGGUCUAUUAGUCCAAGCUACACUGCCUUCAUGGCUGUCCUGUCCUACCUAAUCCCAGCAGUGGUCAUCCUCUUUUGCUACUUUAACAUUGUGAAGGUGGCACGCAGUCAUGCUAGGAGGAUCCACACACUGGAGGACUCUGUACAGCGCAGCAGGAACCCCAGCACAGUCUUUGCCUCAGGUGAUCCGUCACAUCAGCACUGUGGGAGUCUGCACGCGCCUUCAAAACUCAUCUAUCAUGUGAGCGGACAGUUUGUGUCUGAGCUCAGUGAAGAGCAAGGGACUCUUUCAACAUCAAAUGCAAGACACAACAAAUCUACUUCUAGACGCUUCUUCUCUUUUCUUGCUCAUACUGUGUCCCCUCCAUCUUUGCUUUUGUCCCAACAGAACCAACAUGGAGUUGUCCGCCUGUUCUUGGUCAUCUGUGCAUUCUUCCUGUGCUGGACGCCUUACGUGGGAGUUUCUUUAGUCCAAGCUACUGAAACGGCGAUCUCAGGCCAGACUAAUCUUGUCCCAUCUUUCGCUGUCACUUUCUCAUACUGGCUGGUGCUGCUGAACUCAGACAUUAACCCUUUACUGUAUGCUCUAUUGAGCAAGCGUUUCCAGGGAGCCUUUCAGGCACUGAGGCAGAAGAUACGAACACGCCUGGGAGGACUGAUGGGUAGAGGAGUGGAGGGCAGAGCUGACGUGGAGGAGGGUACUAGAAACAGUGAACCCAGUACUCUUACAACAAAUCCCAGCAUGCCCUCCUGCUCACAGGGUACAGCCUAUGACAACUCCAAGUAUUGCUCCUCAGUAUUCACUGUAAGUACAAACUUCAAACAAACUUCUGAAGAGCAACUCUGCAAAGUGUGUCAUCCAGACCAUGCCUCCCCUUCGUGCUCAGUGUGGCCACAGGACCCUGGGGGCAGGCGGCUGGACUGUCUGCAGGUUCCCCCUCGGCCACUAGAGGGGAGCAGACUUCCUUUCUCUGCACUGACCAAGGAGCGUCAGGCGACUUUUUUUUAUGGACAAAUUACAGUCAGAGUAGAGCAUGAUGUCUUAUAG